Messenger RNA from Anopheles funestus (African malaria mosquito), 688 nucleotides. RefSeq lists its product as uncharacterized. The transcript is spliced from 3 exons. Lineage: Eukaryota; Metazoa; Arthropoda; Insecta; Diptera; Culicidae. Bases 29 to 625 code for a protein of 198 amino acids. The record is from RefSeq and is a predicted model, not a curated record.
GAGGUGAUGAAAAUUUUAGUUGUCUCCAAUGCAUCGCACACUGGAGGUCAAAAUGAAAUCUUUGCCAUUAGCUGUGCUUGGCGUGACACUUGUUAUUGCACUGGUCCAGGCGUCGAACAGCAACUCGUUUGAUCUAAUCAUUGGCUGCAGCCAGUACAACAGUGUGGUCCAAUAUCAUGGUGCGAUUAAAUACUUUCCCACGGAAAGCAUGCAAAACGUCCGCAACACAGGCUACUCGAAGAUCUUCAAAAUCGCAAUACUUGGCCCAAGUGAUGGACACAUACGGUUUGGCCAAUCGGUAUUUCCUACCGAUAGCGAUGGUAUAGAGAUUGUACUUGGAGGAUGGGGCAAUACUAAAAGUGCUGGACGGCGACAGCGUCGAACGGGCUCACGUUACUCGAACGUCCAGCUCGCUGAAGCACAAACUCCAAAUCUGAUGUCUCCGUACCGGCCUGUCAUGUUUGAACUGGAAGUGUUCAAUAAUGGCCGGGUGGAGGUGCGUCGCUAUGGUCAAUCACUACCGUUUCUAACGUUUAACGACAAUAAUCGCACUCCUGUUAACUACAUGGCGUUUGCCAAGUGGGAGAAAGAUUUAAUUUUCUUUUACGAUUGCCCAAGUAACUGAAGAAUUCGUACGAUUGAUUGCUGAAUGAUAAACACAAAUGAAAAUAAAAUAUUAAAAAUAAAA